AUGGUUCGGUUCGUCGGUUUGAAUACCGGCGAACCGACUGUUCGAAACUUACUGGUCUUGCUUUUGCCACAGCCAUCGGUUUUUCAUUAGCGUCGCAAGGAGAUUGUUGAAGUUCUUGGCAUCAGAGGAGAGGAACUAUUCAGUUGGAUAACUGCAAUUGUUGGCAGCCAGCAUUGUUGUGACUCGGAAAUAACAGUCGCAUUGAGUUGACAUGGUCUACCAUUCCAGCUUUGCUGAUGAAGAAAUUGAUAAAGCAUGCGGUUGCCCUUUGCUUCCACUGAAAAGUCACAUAAAAGGACCUGCGCCGAGUUCAGAACAAGAUCGCACGGAUAUAGUUGAUGAAGCGAUUACAUUCUUCCGUGCUAAUGUCUUUUUUAGAAACUUUGAUAUCCAGAGUUCUGCCGAUAAGCUUCUUAUCUAUUUAACUUUUUAUAUAAAUGUUGCCCUGAAGAGGCUAGAAGGCUGCAGAACUUUGGCAGAAGGAACCAAAGCAAUUAUUAAUCUGGGUUUAGAAAAGGUUCCGGUGCCUGGAGAGCCUGGGUUCCAAUUUCCCGGAUUAUUUACUGUUGCUCAAUCUCAGAAAGAGGCAGAGCUCUUCCGUAAUUAUUUGAAGCAGAUACGGGAAGAAACUAGCGGGAGAUUACUGGGCGUGGCGUAUAGAUCCAAUGGAACCCCAAACAAGUGGUGGCUGGCAUUUGCGAAGAGGAAGUUCAUGAACAUCAUCGCCCCUUAAAAUUGACAGGCAAGUACACCAAUUUAAGACCUUUUGUUUGCAUAAUUGGGGUCGUGUGUAGUCGACUGCUGCUUUAAUUCAUUUCUGACGAUCGGUAUGGUAUAAAUGUGCAAGGCUGCAUAAUGAAUGAGGACAAUCUCAGAAUGUGUUAUAUGCCAUUUUGAUGUGUAUCUUUUCGGCUUUAAUAGGAAAAUAUAUAUAUAGCAAGAGAGGCAUCGUUGUAGUUCCAGCCGUCAUUGUUCGCUGUUACUUUCAUUUUAUUGUUAUUUUGCAGCUUUUUAGCCUUUUUGUGUUU
Messenger RNA from Andrographis paniculata, 1028 nucleotides. Its product is annotated as actin-related protein 2/3 complex subunit 3. The transcript is spliced from 5 exons. Bases 212 to 733 code for a protein of 173 amino acids. Gene Ontology annotation, molecular function: actin filament binding. The record is from RefSeq and is a predicted model, not a curated record. Gene Ontology annotation, biological process: regulation of actin filament polymerization; Arp2/3 complex-mediated actin nucleation. Lineage: Eukaryota; Viridiplantae; Streptophyta; Magnoliopsida; Lamiales; Acanthaceae. Gene Ontology annotation, cellular component: Arp2/3 protein complex; cytoskeleton.